This is a messenger RNA of Silurus meridionalis, 5500 nucleotides long. RefSeq names its product KIAA1549-like a. The record is from RefSeq and is a predicted model, not a curated record. Lineage: Eukaryota; Metazoa; Chordata; Actinopteri; Siluriformes; Siluridae.
GCGUCAGAUGCGCUGCGCCCUGGAAAGCUUUCGCUUGUCGUUUUUAUCAGUGUCACGUCGUUGUGGUGGUGUUCUUGCAGGGCAGUGUGUGUGUGUGUGUGUGUGUGUGUGUGUGUGUGUGUGUUGGUGCAUGUGGAUGAGUGUCUGGUGUGUGUGAGUGCUUGUGCGUGUAUUUCUGCGCUCCGGGAUGAAAUGCGCCUUUUACGCACUGAAAUGCGGCUCGGUGUGAAGGCGGUUCGGAUCGGAACGAACUCAUUGCCUUAAGACUUUCCCAUGCUGGUGAUUUAAAACCUCGUCCACGGACUCGGACUCGGACACGGCCUCGGUCUCAUACACCGGAGCGGACACGUCCCGGUCCAAUGCGCGUUUCGUUCCUGCGCGUCCAGGCCCCCACGCCAACACGUUCACAUGGCCUCGAGAAAAGUGCCCGUGGUGUGGAGUCGAAGAGCGGCUUCAGGGUGCUGGAGGAAGAGGAGGUGUCCGGAGCGGCCGGGCGCGGUGUGGCGCCGGUGUGUGAUGUGCGCCGGGAUCACACUGCUUCUCCUCCAGCCGGCAUCCGCCAGACACGGUGAUGGCCAAAUUGAAACAUCAAAUCAUCCUGCUACUUCAGCAAUCCCCACUGGGUCUUCAAAUGUUUCCUCGUCUGUCUCUCCGCUAGAAGUAGAUGUAGAUUCUCUCCUUCAGUCCCAGGCUCCACCAGCAGAGGCAGCAUCAAGCACCAGAGAGCAGGCUGUGUUCUCCUCUGUGCUGACAGUGAGGGCAAACUCAGACUCGCUGGUGCAAUAUCCGGCCCACCCUCACACUUACAAUCUCACCAACCACAAAAUCCAGGAGGAUCCACCACCUAAACCUCCACAAACUCCAACCAAGAGCGUGCUAAGCACUAACCCUGAAGAGGCUCCUUUGAUCCCAGACCUUCUCACCACACCCGGUGCCUCCAUCUCGACCUUGACCGAAACCAAACCUUCUCACUCAGAUAACGUGACCAGCUCAGUUUCCCCCUCCACCUUGCUAUUGAAUGACACAUCUCCAGGAACAGAAAAGGUUGGGAAAACUUUAAUCACACAAACAAUUCCAGACACUGUGACCAGUGACAGCCUCCAGCUCACCACGGUGACCACCACUAUGACCACAUCCUUAACUGUGACUGACACGACUGUGACUUCUCCCGGUACAAGUCCCGUAACCACUGAGGAACUUACCACAAUAGCUCCGGCAACGACUACCACUGAAACCACAACUAUAUCGACGGAGCCUCCGACAACACCGCCGACUUCAACGACUACAACGACGACGACAACCACGCCAAUUACAACCACUACUUUAACAACUACAAAGACUCAAAACACUACUGUAGCUACCACGGAAGCACCAUCACCACAGCAAAGCACCACCACUGAGAGUUCAUCUCCAACCUGCAACAUCACAGAGAAGCUGUUGGUUCGAACGGUUCUGUCCAUCCAGAUGAAAAGGAAUUAUCUGGAGAGUGGACUGAGGCAGAACUUGGUGAAAGGCUUAACCCUGGCACUUCAGAAGGCUUUCAAUGACUCCAACGUCCACAUCCAGCUGGAGCGUGAUUUGUGCACACCGUCUAAUGUCACUUUGGGAUAUUAUGUCAUGAGCGAGAAAACGGUGUACAUGGCAGCGGCAGUGGUGGAGACCCUGACCUCCUACAGCUUCGAUAAGCUUCUGACUGACCUCAGACAGCAUGCACCUGUGGUUUUGGCCAUCCCAAUCCCUGUAGCAUCCUGGCAGCCCUCUCUGGGCAUCCACCUGCAGCUCAAAACAGUUCUUAGGUUUGUGGGUCCUACAGACAAUAUCAAGUCAUGCGCUUUCAUCCAGAUCAUGGAGCAGCGUUUGGGGAACGUGUUCUCUGAAGCUCAGGAGAAAGUAGAAGACUUUUAUGGGAAUCUGUCAGUAGAGAUUCUAAACACCUAUCAGGCAGGAAACUCUCUGGCCGUAUCGUUGGUGUAUGUGGUGUGGAACGGCAGUGUGGCGCUGAACGGCACCGUGGCGAGCGCGCUAAUUAACCAGCUGAGCGCAGAGCUAGUCGGAUAUUUCCUCUUCUUCCCUCCCAUGAUCAUCGCUGAGCCGCUCGAGUACCACAACCUGAACACCUCAGUGGCCACCAGGGAAUACUGGGUAAUCACAGUAAUUCAGGAUGUCGACAGUUCUUCGCUGGAAGGCAGUUAUCAGAGCUUUGCCAGUUUGAUGGAGCAGCGUUUAGCGGAGCUUUUUCUUGUCGCUGGCCGCCACGGCAUCCGGAUCAAACGAGCCACCACCGUUGGUGGAUACACUGUGCAGAUGGUUAGUAUCCGCCGCCUAGCCGGUCCCAAGAACCCAGCCGAGAUGACCUACUACGUCCAGGUGGAUGGAGCUCCCAUAACUGGCACAUCUGCAGCCAAAACCCUCAAUAUGGUGGACUCUCAGACCAUGGCACUCACACUGGGCUACUUCGUCCAGAUUCAAGCGGAGCCCGUGGUUAAAAGCGUCCCCAGUAACCUCUGGAUCCUGGCUGUUCUGACGCCGGUGUCACUGGUGAUUGUCGUGAUUGUCAUGGCGAUCGCCAUCAUAUGCAGGAGGAAUCGCAACGUCUUUAAGAGCAGUGCGUUCCGUGGGUUCCACCAGCGUACCAAGACCUCGUACCGGAGAGACGGGAGUUACCACCAUCAGCCAGUGCAGGGAUUUGACUACGCCAAGCAGCACAUGGGUCAGCAGGGUGAGGAGACACUUGCUGUCACUAAAGAGACCCUCGUCCUGUCUCUCCCGGUACGUGACGCUCCACUCACCCAGGACAAAGGUGUCCUCCAGGACGGCACGACCUCCAAAAGACAGCAGUCUACAGAGAUCCUCCGCAGCAAAUUGCCGAGCGAAGACGGCUCGGUUUCAAGCAACGGCUCAGCUAAGCUGAACACGGCUAGGAGCUCCUCGGCACACAGAAACACCAUCCAGAAAGUCGCAAAAGAGGAGACACAUACGAGGACUGAGCAUUAUGACUCUCUGACUGGCUCUCUGAGGCUCAUCAGCAUUAAGCCCAUGGCUGCUCCACUUAACUACUCAUAUCCCGACUCCUCGAAUCACAGCCAAGACUCCAUCAUGCUCAAUGGAGAGGUGAACAUGGGCCUGAAGCAGAAGUCUGAUAUAGAGCACUACAGAAAUAAGCUGCGUCUGAAAGCUAAGAGAAAAGGCUACAACGACGGGCCAUCGAGCAGCGGAGGACACCGACACAGCCACCGAGACAGACUGAAACGUGACAACGCUUCCCUGGACCUGGAGGACACUCGACGACCUGCUGAGGACAGAAAUCCAUCCACUUACGUCAAAUACCGCAGGAGUGAGAGUCAGAGGGAGCCCACCUACUGGAGCAGGCAGUCUCUGAACACGCCGAGUCCUGUGGAGACUGAGCUGGAUCUGCUGGUGAUGAGGGAACGAGCCAGGAGGGGCAUCCGCAACAGCGGCUAUGAUGCUGAACCAGAACCCUUUGAAGAGACAGACGUUGACCGUCUGAUGAGCUCUCUGGGAUUCGGAGGCACUCACCACGUUAAAGGUCACUCGGACUCAUCCACUCUAAGCUCUCAGCCCUCUAUUGAUGAGGUGCGGCAGCAGAUGCACCUCCUAUUGGAUAACGCGUUCGGUUUGGCCUCGGCAGAGCCUUCUGGACGCAACCACCACCAACACCACUCCCGGCAUGGCCCCCACCCUCCGUACCCCCCUGCUCAGAGCGGCCCCUACGUGGACGGAGUGACCAGUGCCCCUGGCACCAUGGACCACCCUGCUGGAGCUCUGCAGCGUGGCCCAUCAUUUGAGCCUGACAUGCACCAGUGUAGCCUCCCCAAGCCUGGCUUCAGGUUCACGCAGCUGCCCGAUAUGGGUUUGGGCUCGCCGCCACCUCUUAUAUCAGCUCGAACCGGAGCACCACCUGGAGCAUCAGUACGCCGAUCAACACCAGAUAUGAGUCUGAAGCCACGCGUCUCUGAGGCCUCGGAGAUGAAUCAGCACAACGGCGCCCCCUAUCUGCCUAUCAACCGAGCUCCUUUCCCAGCUGUCACGGUCGAUCAGUCCAUGUCGAGCUACUCAGGAAACCCAAUGACAGCGGUUUAUGCCAUAUCAGCUAACCGGCCCGGCUACUCCGAUUACUUUGUCCUGUCACCGUCGUCAUCUUACCGCAGCCCCUCGUGGAUGUCGUACCCCCCGGAGCCGGAUGACCUCCCACGCCAGUGGGGCGACACGAAUCCGUGUCAUUUGGAGACCAUCUGCUGAGUCGAAUGGGCUGACUGGAUACAGCAAUGCUCCUGGGGUUUUGUACAGUGAAUAAAAAUACCCUGAUCCCCCACAGCAGCGCAAACCCGUCCUCAGCCUGCAGGGCCGCUCCAGCUGAGACGGCCCUAAACGCCUGGAAAGCCCAAAAAGACCUGAAAGCCCUCAAGGCCCUGACUAGACUUGACCAGGUCCAUCAGUUACUCCACCAUUCACCUGUGCUUUCAUGGGAGGUUCUUCUCAGAGUCUCCUGUUCUGACCCGACACCAUCAUGACCAGCCCAUCGGCCAAACGUGUUCUUGAAGCUUUCUCGAUCUCCUCACGGACAUGAAGCUGGUGGGGUUUUAUCUUUCUGUGUGAGUGUGUGUCUGAUUUAAACAUCAGCAUAUUCAAAAUAGAAUACUUUCUUUCGUCUCAAGCAAACCUCUCUGUGUCUUUGGCUCUUAUUCUUUACUGAGGAGCAGGCCUAUAGCUGGUGUUUCUUUCAUGCGCUCUAUGUAUAGCUUACAUAAAAAAAAAUUUAAAAAAGAUCUUGGAGAAAAAGAGACUGAACAGAAAUCCGAAACCCAAAAACCACUUGUUGUACUAUAUGUAACUGUAGUCAUGACGUGAGUAUUUUUUCCCCUAGCCGCUUACGAAACCGUGCGUUUGUUUGCUUCUUCAUUUUGCUUCUUCCAUAACCUGUCAAAUAACUUACAGCGCAUCGGCUCAUGAGAAACUCUGAGUCUUGUGGAGCGUCGCAGGACACCGAACAACGAUCCCAAGCAUUUAGCGUUAAAAGAAUUACUAGAAAUAGUAUGAGAAAAUCAGUAGUCUAUUAUCUAUUAUCGAUUGUUUUUAGGGCUAGAAUUGAAUAUGAAUUUUGGUUCCUAUUCAGUGUCUCACUUUCAGUUCACAGCCAGUAGAUAAAUCACUUGAAAACAACAUAUCUAUUUUAUUGCCUUAUUUUUGAUAGACACGCACAUUUAUAUAUGAGAUGAUAUCACAAUCUAGAACCUUUAUCUGCUGGAGUGUACAGCAUAAGCCAAAAAGGAUCAUAAUAAUUAAAAAAAAAAAUACAUAUGUAGGCAAAAUGAAUAAAUAAUAAUUAUUAUGCAAAUUGACUUUAAUCAAGUCAACUUAACGUAUUUUCCGGACUAUAAGCCGCUACUUUUUCCCCACGUUUUAAACCCCGCGGCUUAAACAACGAAGCGGCUAAUGUAUGCAUUUUUCCUGGGUUUUUCCCGGUUUCACAAACUCCAAG